This is a messenger RNA of Magnolia sinica, 2741 nucleotides long. Its product is annotated as putative receptor protein kinase ZmPK1. Gene Ontology annotation, molecular function: ATP binding; protein serine/threonine kinase activity. NCBI's taxonomy places the organism in Eukaryota, Viridiplantae, Streptophyta, Magnoliopsida, Magnoliales, Magnoliaceae. The record is from RefSeq and is a predicted model, not a curated record. Gene Ontology annotation, biological process: protein phosphorylation; recognition of pollen. The coding region runs from base 119 to 2605 and encodes 828 amino acids. The transcript has 2 exons.
AUACUGGUGUCCGGUGGACUACCAUACCCUUUCCCCUCUAGACACUCUGUUUUCACAAGCAACAGAACGGCUUUAAGCAAGAACAAUUUUCUGAAACUGAAUCCUCCUCUGUCCAAACAUGAGAAGCCAAUAUCCUUAUUCUUCAAUUCUUCCUAUCCUUCCCUUUCUUGUCAUCUUUUUUCUAUCUUCUUCUCUAUGUUCAACAGACAAAAGCUCUUUGCACAGAGGAUCUUCCCUUUCAGUAGAGGACGAAUCAGACGUGCUAAUCUCUUCAGACAACUCAUUCACAUGUGGGUUUUACAGGGUCGGCAAAAAUGCCUACUCUUUCUCAAUUUGGUUCUCAAAUUCAGCUGACAAAACUGUCGUUUGGAUGGCAAACCGAGACCGCCCCGUCAACGGGCGGCGCUCGAGAAUUUCACUCAACCGAGACGGCAACAUGGUUCUACUGGACACUGAUGGCUCAUCCAUUUGGAACACCAACACUAGCUCUAGUGACGUUGAUCGAGCGGAGCUUACGAACGACGGAAAUCUUGUUCUAAGAGAUAUGAAUGGCAAUAUCUUGUGGCAAAGCUUUGAUUAUCCAACUGAUACUCUUCUCCCUUCACAGCCCAUUACCAGACGCAAGAGAAUUGUAUCUGCAAGAGGGAGAGGAACAUUCUCUCCAGGCUAUUUCAGUUUAUAUUUCGAUAACGAUAAUGUUCUGAGAUUGAUGUAUGAUGGGCCUGAGAUUUCCAGCGUGUAUUGGCCGAAUCCUGAUAAUGGCGUGUUUGGCAAUUUUAGAACAAACUACAAUAGUAGCAGAUAUGCUGUUCUUGAUGCAAUGGGUAGGUUCAUGUCGAGCGAUCGAUUGGAAUUCAAUGCUUCUGAUAUGGGUUUUGGGAUUAGAAGGAGACUAACACUGGACUAUGAUGGAAAUCUCAGACUCUAUAGCUUGAAUGAAUCAAAUGGGUCAUGGAUGGUUUCAUGGGUGGCUCUUUCACAGCAGUGUAGUGUGCAUGGGCUAUGUGGCAGAAAUGGGAUUUGCAUUUAUACACCAGCACCAAGAUGUUCGUGUCCACCGGGCUAUGAAAUGAAAGAUCCAAGUGAUUGGAAUCAAGGUUGCAAACGUCAAUUCAACCAAAGCUGCAACCCCCAGCAAGUAGAAUUUUUAGAGAUUCCACAGAUAGAUUUCUAUGGGUUCGAUCUCACAAUCGAAUUCAUUCAAAACGUAUCACUAAAAUCUUGCCAGAAGCUCUGCUUAGAUGAUUGCUCUUGUGAGGCUUUUGGGUACAGAUUAACCGGCACGGGCGUCUGUUACCCCAAAAGUGCGCUUUUUAAUGGGUAUAGGUCGCCAGCCUUCCCAGGCAGCAUAUAUUUAAAACGGCCCAAAAACAUAGAAGCCUCAGCAUCCUCUGUUAUCAAAGCGUCUGAGCCUAUCUGUGAAUCUAGCAGAGAAGAAAUUAUGCUUGGUUCUUCAGAUAUUUAUAUCAACAAUCGAGACAAGAAAUACUUGUAUUUCUAUUGGUUUGUUUCGGCAUUAGGCGCAAUCGAGAUAUUCUUUAUUGCAUCAGGGUGGUGGUUUCUAUUCAGGAAGCAUGAGACACCAACGUCAGCGGUGGAAGGGUACCAAGCAAUAUUCAAUCAGUUCAGGAGAUUUACAUACGCAGAGCUGAAGAAGGCGACAAAGAAAUUCAAAGAGGAGCUAGGGAGGGGAGGUUUUGGGACUGUUUAUAUGGGAGUUUUGGAUGAUGAGAGAGUGGUGGCAGUGAAGAAAUUGGGGGAUGCCAUUCAAGGAGAAGAUGAGUUUUGGGCGGAAGUAAGCACGAUAGGGAGAAUUUACCACAUGAAUCUAGUGAGAAUGUGGGGAUACUGUUUAGAGCGAGCAAAGCGACUCCUGGUCUAUGAAUAUGUAGAAAAUGGGUCAUUGGACAAACACCUAUUCUCUAAUGGAAGCGGCACGGGCCCUGCUAGCGUGCUCAGAUGGGAGGAGAGGUUCAAAAUUGCUGUAGGGACUGCCAAGGGUCUGGCCUAUCUUCACCAUGAGUGUCUCGAAUGGGUAAUCCACUGUGAUGUGAAGCCUGAAAACAUACUUCUGGAAUUGGAUUUCGAACCCAAGAUCGCUGAUUUUGGACUGGCAAAAUUGACUGAGAGAAGUGGGCCUAGUUAUAACUUCUCUCGGAUCCGAGGAACGAUUGGGUACAUGGCUCCAGAGUGGGCUUUGAAUCUACCCAUCACUGCAAAGGUUGAUGUUUAUAGCUAUGGUGUUGUGCUUCUUGAGAUUGUGAAGGGAAUUCGGCUUUCGAAUUGGGUGUUGGAUGGGGAAGAAGACGAAGUGGAAUUAAAGAGGUUAGUUAGGAUGGCGAAGGAGAAAAUGGAGAGAGGAGAAGAAUCAUGGGUGGGAGAUUUUGUGGAUUCCCGAUUGAAUGGACAGUUUGAUUGGAAACAAGCGGCGGCGAUGGUGAAGUUAGGAAUCUCCUGUGUGGAGGAGGAAAGAAGCCAAAGACCAACUAUGGAUCUGAUAGUCCAAACUCUCCUAGAAUGCAAAGAUGAACCAAUGAGUCAUAUGAUACAAGAAUAUGACUCAGGAAUAAGAUCAGUUGGUGGCGGCGCCCCAGUAGAUUUUUAGCUUAUUUUCGCUUGAUAGUUGUAUUUUCCAUUUUUUUUUAAUUUUUUUUUUUGUAUAAUUUUCAUAUAGAUGGACAUCACACUUGGAAUUAUAUCUUCACAUAUUAGCCCUAUGUUUUUUUGUUUUAUUAUCUUUA